Messenger RNA from Mesorhabditis spiculigera, 510 nucleotides. Lineage: Eukaryota; Metazoa; Nematoda; Chromadorea; Rhabditida; Rhabditidae. The record is from the annotation of a GenBank genome assembly.
AUGGCCUCAUCUAGGGACCCGAAUGGCGUUUGCCCGGGUUGUCAUAAUCCUUAUGGUGCCCGGACGCAUACUACAUGUAAGGGUUUCGGCAAAUGGGUGAUGAUUAUCUGGGGCGUCUUACUGCUUCUCGUCUUCACCGCCAAUAUCAUUGCGGUGUCCGUGACGAUCUGGAAGAGGUUCAAUGCCGGGCCGCAGCCACAGGAGAUUCAGCACAAAUUUGUCAUCUGGCUUUACGAGGCUUCGUACGCGAUGAUACUCGGGGUCAUGGGGCUUGCUGGAUGUUUUUUGGGUGUGCAAGGGAUUCGUCUUCGAAAAAAAUUAUAUUUGAAAUGGGCUUUGACCGUACUGACAAUAAUGCUCUUCUUUGGGGCAGCCGGCUGCGUGGCGAUCGUCUACGUUUUUCGAGACACUCCCUUCUUGUACAGAUUAUCGCUGGGCAUAUGGUUGUCACUAGUCCUACUAAGUGUCUGGGAGAACAAAAAGGCGCUCGAGCGAUGCGAGAAAUGUUAU